Molecule: messenger RNA, 1899 nt
Organism: Hippocampus comes (tiger tail seahorse)
Lineage: Eukaryota; Metazoa; Chordata; Actinopteri; Syngnathiformes; Syngnathidae
Gene: chrm4a
Product: cholinergic receptor, muscarinic 4a
Exons: 8
Coding region: 231-1844 (537 amino acids)
Biological process (GO): G protein-coupled receptor signaling pathway, coupled to cyclic nucleotide second messenger; adenylate cyclase-inhibiting G protein-coupled acetylcholine receptor signaling pathway; chemical synaptic transmission
Cellular component (GO): plasma membrane; synapse; dendrite
Molecular function (GO): G protein-coupled acetylcholine receptor activity; G protein-coupled serotonin receptor activity
Source: RefSeq, a predicted model, not a curated record
CGUAGAUGUCACGCACACGAAGAAGAAUCAUGACAGGUGCGCGCGCUCGAUCGGGUCAACUGUCUGCGAAGACGAAGACCGAGGCACGCAAUUAAGGUGGUGUCGAAACAAACGGGCUGGCUCAUUCAUUUGGCUCGGAGAAAGAACGGGCGGUGGGGGACAAAAACAAAAAAACAAGCUUUGUGAGAAGAAGGAGGAAGAACAGUGGAACUAACCGCUGGACAUGCGACAUGAGUAACAAUAGUGAUGGAGUUGGAGGGCUUCUGCCCGUCUGGAACUUCAAUGGAUCUUCAUUCAACAAAUCCAGCGACCCGUUCGCCAACACGACGUGCAACGCAUCUACAAACGAUUCCACGUUCUGCUCCCCGGCGGACGACGGCUCGGGAGCUGCAAGUUCGUACAAGGCGGUCGAGAUGUUUUUCAUCGCCCUGGUCACUGGCUCGCUGAGUCUCGUGACCGUCACGGGGAACAUUUUAGUCAUGCUGUCCAUCAAAGUCAACCGCCACUUGCAAACUGUCAACAACUAUUUCUUGUUCUCGUUGGCAUGCGCUGACCUGAUCAUCGGUGUGUUCAGCAUGAAUUUAUACACGGUUUACAUCAUCGUUGGAUACUGGCCCAUCGGUCCUGUGGUCUGCGACUUGUGGCUCGCUUUAGAUUACGUGGUGUCCAACGCAUCAGUGAUGAACUUGUUGAUUAUCAGUUUUGAUCGCUACUUCUGCGUCACCAAGCCCCUCACGUACCCGGCGAGAAGGACCACAAAGAUGGCGGGCUUGAUGAUUGCAGCUGCCUGGAUCUUAUCCUUCAUCCUUUGGGCCCCCGCCAUCUUGUUCUGGCAAUUCAUCGUUGGGCAGAGGACAGUACCACCUGGAGAGUGUUACAUUCAGUUCCUGUCGAACCCUGCGGUGACGUUUGGCACAGCGAUAGCGGCAUUCUAUCUCCCGGUCAUAAUCAUGACCGUGCUGUACAUUCACAUUUCACUGGCAUCCAGGAGCAGGAUCUCCAAACAUAAACCCGACAAGAAGGAGAAGAAAGGCUCAAAACCACCCAGCAUGACGAAGAGCCACAUGCUAAAACAGAACAACAACAACGAAACCAGUCCUCAGAGCAGCGCCCACAUGACUCCCAAGCUCAGUUUAGCCUCGACCACCACCGUUGAUGAGGCUGUGAAGAACGGCAGGGUGGCUGCAGCCAAACCAGAUGGACCGCAGCCAACGGCCCAACCCAGUCCGGCGCUCACGACGCAGGAGGAAAAGGAGAGCUCCAAUGAUUCGUCCACAGCUUUUAUACCCGCAACAGAACCAAAGGCCAUUCAUGAUGUGAUACCCGAGGCUCCGACUAAUUCCAACCCAGUUCCGGCAAGUCUGACAAAUCCUUCCAUAUCCAAAAUCAAUGCCAGCUCAAGGUGGUCCAAGAUAAAGAUCGUAACCAAGCAGGCGGGGGACGAAUGCAUCACGGCCAUCGAGAUCGUUCCGCCCGUGGAGGGAGCCGAGAGGCAUUCCAUCCCAAUCAGCCGCCCCAGGACGGUCGCCAGGAAGUUUGCAAGCAUCGCUCGGAGCCAAGUGAAGCGAAAACGACAAAUGGCCGCCAGAGAAAAAAAAGUGACCAAGACCAUCUUUGCCAUCUUGCUGGCUUUCAUCAUUACUUGGACCCCGUAUAAUGUGAUGGUGUUGAUCUCCACCUUCUGCCAGUCGUGCGUUCCCGACACCGUGUGGGCCAUCGGUUACUGGCUGUGCUACGUCAACUCCACCAUCAACCCGGCUUGCUACGCCCUUUGCAAUGCCACGUUCAAAAAGACUUUUAAGAACCUGCUGCUGUGCCAAUACAAGAACAUUGGCACGAGAUGAGUGGGCAGGAUUGAGGCUACAGGGAGGGGGGGAAAAAAAAGAGAGAGCGGCUCGG